This is a messenger RNA of Mesorhabditis belari, 417 nucleotides long. The record is from the annotation of a GenBank genome assembly. NCBI's taxonomy places the organism in Eukaryota, Metazoa, Nematoda, Chromadorea, Rhabditida, Rhabditidae.
AUGUCCAAAGAGUACUAUUUCGUCAUAGUUGGCCACAACGAUCAACCACUCUACGAGAUUGACUUUCCGGUUGGUGGUGAGAAGAAAAAACGCGAUGAGACGAGACACCUCAAUCAAUUCAUCGCUCAUGCCGCACUCGACAUCGUUGACGAGCAAAUAUUAGCCACUGGAAAUAUGUAUUUAAAAACAAUCGACAAAUUCAACGAAUGGUUUGUCUCUUCAUUUGUGACGGCAAGCAGAAUACGUUUUAUGAUGUUGCACACGGUUAAAAACGAAGAUGGAAUUAAGCAAUUUUUCCAGGAAAUCUACGAGACAUUUGUGAAAUUAACGAUGAAUCCAUUCCAUGAAAUCAACGCGCCGAUUCGAUCGCCGGCUUUUGAACAGAAAGCAAUUUACUACGGACGAAAGUAUUUAUCC